Messenger RNA from Elgaria multicarinata webbii, 5170 nucleotides. It is a transcript of the gene TEAD1, whose product is annotated as TEA domain transcription factor 1. Gene Ontology annotation, biological process: regulation of transcription by RNA polymerase II; embryonic organ development; hippo signaling. Bases 224 to 1699 code for a protein of 491 amino acids. Gene Ontology annotation, cellular component: transcription regulator complex. The transcript has 14 exons. The record is from RefSeq and is a predicted model, not a curated record. Gene Ontology annotation, molecular function: RNA polymerase II cis-regulatory region sequence-specific DNA binding; DNA-binding transcription factor activity, RNA polymerase II-specific. NCBI's taxonomy places the organism in Eukaryota, Metazoa, Chordata, Lepidosauria, Squamata, Anguidae.
CCCCAGGGAAAGCUGGAAGAAGUUUGCAAUUGAAUUGCAAAAAAGACUGGUGGUGGUUGCAAAGGUGGGGAGUGGAGUGGAGGUAAGUUUUGUGCGUGUGCGUGUGUAUGUGUGGUGGCUGGAGGGAGCUGCUUUUGUGCACAUUUCUCUCUGCUUUGUGUGGCAGGGAGAGGAGGAGGGCGGUGGGGGCGGCCUGUCCUCUGUUAUUUACUUGGGAGGAAUCAUGUCGGUUGCUCCCCUCUCGUCCCUUCACGGCCCCCCUUUCUCAAUCUCCGCAGGUGAUCUGGGGAGAUUUAUUCUCUUAAAGCGUCCAGGCCAAGGCUUGGAGAAACCAGCCGUCACCAUUGAGCCCAGCAGCUGGAGCGGCAGUGAGAGUCCUGCCGAGGACAUUGAAAGAAUGAGUGAUUCUGCAGAUAAACCUAUCGACAACGACGCAGAAGGUGUCUGGAGCCCAGAUAUUGAGCAAAGCUUUCAGGAGGCGCUAGCUAUAUAUCCCCCUUGUGGGAGGAGGAAAAUCAUAUUGUCUGAUGAAGGCAAAAUGUAUGGUAGGAAUGAACUGAUAGCCAGAUACAUCAAACUUAGAACGGGAAAGACACGGACCAGGAAACAGGUGUCUAGUCACAUACAGGUCUUAGCAAGGAAGAAAGUUCGAGAAAUUCAAGCCGCCAUUAAGGUGUCUAGUCACAUUCAGGUUCUUGCCAGAAGGAAAUCUCGUGAUUUUCAUUCCAAGCUGAAGGUAACAAGCAUGGAUCAGACUGCAAAGGACAAAGCACUCCAGCACAUGGCAGCCAUGUCAUCAGCUCAAAUAGUAUCUGCAACAGCGAUUCACAAUAAGUUGGGCCUGCCAGGAAUUCCCCGUCCUACAUUUCCUGGAGCACCUGGAUUUUGGCCAGGGAUGAUACAAACAGGACAGCCUGGAUCUUCACAAGACAUAAAGCCAUUUGUUCAGCAGACCUACCCUAUACAGCCAACAGUCGCAACCCCCAUUUCAGGUUUUGAACCUGCAUCAGCUCCAGCACCCUCAGUUCCUGCUUGGCAAGGUCGAUCUAUUGGAACAACUAAACUCAGACUGGUGGAAUUUUCAGCUUUUCUUGAACAACAAAGAGACCCUGAUUCUUAUAACAAACACCUCUUCGUUCACAUUGGACACGCCAACCAUUCUUACAGUGAUCCGUUGCUGGAAUCAGUGGACAUUCGUCAGAUUUAUGAUAAAUUCCCUGAAAAGAAGGGUGGCUUGAAGGAGCUGUUUGGAAAAGGACCUCAGAAUGCCUUCUUCCUAGUAAAAUUUUGGGCGGACUUAAAUUGCAACAUCCAAGAUGAUACAGGAGCAUUCUAUGGCGUAACUAGUCAGUAUGAGAGCUCAGAAAACAUGACAAUCACCUGUUCCACCAAAGUCUGCUCAUUUGGGAAGCAAGUGGUAGAAAAAGUAGAGACUGAAUAUGCACGGUUUGAGAAUGGCCGGUUUGUGUUUAGAAUAAACCGCUCUCCAAUGUGUGAAUAUAUGAUCAAUUUCAUCCACAAGCUCAAGCAUUUACCAGAGAAAUAUAUGAUGAACAGCGUGUUGGAAAACUUUACAAUUUUGUUGGUUGUAACAAACAGGGACACACAAGAAACCCUACUUUGCAUGGCAUGUGUAUUUGAAGUUUCAAACAGCGAACAUGGUGCCCAGCAUCACAUCUACAGGCUUGUAAAGGACUGAACCAUUAUUUAUAGACAUGUUUCAUUAUUAUAACUCCUUAUGAAAACACAAGACUGUCAACCUCAACACUAAGUGGCAGUUCCUCUGGCUGAGCUAUCCCCAACAUUUUUCUAAACCUCAUUUUAGUGUGUCAAUAUAUAUUGUAGCUGUGAAAUUCUGGUACAGUUGUACAAAUUCUUUCUAAAACAAAGUGUUCUUCAAAUUUAUAAAACCGCCAUUCUUUGGGGAGACUAUAUUUAAGAAGUUCAAGGCCUUUGUGGAAGUUUUAAUUUUUGUUGUUGUUAUGUUAGAAAAUAUAUAUAUAUAUAAGACAGAGCAUUUGCCAUGGGAAAACUUAACAGCAAUUAUAAGAGUUUAUGAGGUGUUUUGUCUAAAUUAAUAAAAACAUGUUUUUAAGAUGCAAGUGAAAUUGAAAUGAAUUUUAACUAUAAGCAUAAAUUAGCACACAAAUUCUUUUUAGAAUUAUCUUCAUAACUGAUUACUGUGGAAGAUACGAACGAAUGUAAUUCACUAAAUUAUUUUAUAACUGCAACUCGAUCUCUGUUUGAAGCCAAAUGACAAACAUAGCCUUAAGAAAUGCCUGAUGGGAGCAGACAGGUUCUAAAAGUAGGCAAAAUGUUAUUUUCCUUCCCUUUACAUUAAAACUAACCUCCUAAUCCACUGAACUUUUCAAGCAGGUAUUGCAAAGCGAGAAGACUUCCUCCCUUUUACUAAUUAUAUCUAGUGCAUAUAAAGUAUUGUACUAAUAAGAACAUUUGAUUAUUUAAUUAAAAAGAUGGCUCGUUUUGCAAUAAUUAGAUAAAUACUGAAAAAUUAGACCUAUGAUGUAUGUAAUCUUGUGUGUGUGGUUAUAUAUUAUAUGAGAAAUUUUGUUUUGUUUUUCCUAAUGACUCAAGAAAUUGCAACACUAAAAUUAGCAAUUAGCAAAUGUAAAGCAGGGGCAGGAAUUAAAGUGCUGUAAUCCAAUAAUAUUGUCAGCUGAAAACACAGAAGAACUGUGGCUGAGAAUAAUAGGUAUACAAACAAAAGGUUCAUCUGUUUUAAUGUCUUUAGAAUGCUAGAAAAUCACAGAGAUCACCAGGCCAAAAGACACCAUGGUUUUCUUACUGUUGCCCUGCACGACUUGUGAUCCACUAAGCUGAAUACAGGCUAAUGGCCCUGUAUGGCAACCCAUCAAAGGCAUCUUCCUUUUCUAGACUUCUCAGAAUAUCAUAGCGUAUCCCUCCCCUUGCUGCUCAAACGUUUGGGACUGAUAAAAAUGACUGAGGAAUUUAUACCAUGGGUGCAAACAUUUUUGUUGGACGGGGGAGCACAUACCCUUAGGGGUAAUCUGUCGGGCAAAGCAUGUUGGCACUGGGCUAAGCCACCUCUUCUCUCCACACACACACUCUCACUCACUUUCUCUCUCUGCCAUGCCAUUUUCUCUCUCCUUUCCCCCCUGCUUACUCGCAGGUUGCCAGAGGAGAAACAGAUAGCUCUUGCUGGAGGUCAGAAGUGAUCCCUUGAAGAAGAGAAACAGCUCAUAGAAUCAUAGAAUAGUAGAGUUGGAAAGGGCCUAUAAGGCCAUGGCCAUCAAGUCCAACCGCCUGCUCAAUGCAGGAAUCCACCUUAAAGCAUACCUGACAGGUGGUUGUCCGUCAGAAGUGAUCCCUUCUUACCCCUCCUUCCCCAGCUCUGUUUAUUUUGGCCUUCCCUUGCUACCCUUCUCUCCCUCUGGGCUCCCCCUACUAGCACAGAAUUGGGCCACAUUAAAUUAGGCUGAGGGCUGCAGGUUCCCGUACGCCUGGUUUAUAAGCAUACACAUUAUUAUUAUGUGGGGUUUAAUUCCAUUUCAGAGCCCGUUUUCUUAAACUUACGUUCUUCUCCAUACAUUAUAAAGACUGAGAAGUGGCUUAAACAGAUUUGUAUUAGUAAAUGUUAAGCAAUGUGCGGUACAUACUCAUAAUGUGGUACGUACUUGCUUUAAAGGAAUACUCUGUUUCAAAGCAUGCCAUCACUUUUAACCACUGCCUUUUCUCUUCUGCAAGUGACUCUUUUUUCCUUUUCUCUUUUCUUUUUUUACCAUAACUCACUGGUUUGAAGUAUUGGCAGGUCACAAUGCCAGACACAAAUAACAAGAAUCAAACGCACCCAGUUUCUUCACUUGAUCAGCUAGGAGCACAGCAAUGCUGCUUCACAGUUUCCCAAAGGGCUUCUUAGGCUCCAGGUUUGCCUUCAUAUAGGGCAGCCAUUGAAUGGUGGGUAGCUUACUGAAUCUUAGAGCCUUCUGCACGUUGAGCAUAUUUUGACCUACAGAUAUUAAAACAGAUGAACUCCUUGGGCUGCAAUCCUGUGCAUAGUUACCUGGGAGUAAGUCCUAUUGAACUCAGUGGGACUCACUUCUGAGUAGACAUUUGCUGGGAUUGUCCUGUCAGUCAUGUUAACUCUCUGAACUGUAAAAUUGGAUGUUUAUGGCUGGGUCUCUUCAUCAGUUUUUAAUACUAACAAUUAAUUUUACAGAAGCACUGCAUCUUACCCAUCUAAAGUUGCCCUUUAUUUAAAGCACUUGGUGUUACAAGUCUAAAACUACUCUUUUUAAAAAAUGUUUUCAUUUAUGAGGCUUUUGGUUUUGAUGGAUUUAUUUUUCAAAUGAAAAAUGUUUUUAAAUGUUAGAAUACUUAUACAGGUCAAGGCAAUUCCUUGAGGUUUAUAAAAUAGCAGUCAGUUUGCAAACCAGGUACACUUCCUUUUUUCCUGUUAAUACAGUCUGCGACACUUAUGUAUGUAAUAACUAUAUGGUUUGAAGAAUCACAAUGUUUCUUGGCGUUCAUUUUUGUAACACGUAUGGGGAACUGUUUGCCUUGUCACUAACUUUACGUGGAUGUAUAUGAUUCAGUCCUCCUCCCCCUGUGCAUGUUUCUUCUGGAAAGCCUUAAGUCCGUCAGAUGUUUAGUGUGGAUUGUGUAGUCCAAAAGGCUGCCUGUAAACUGUGAGCUCUUUUGUAAGCUGGAAGCUUCUCUCUUGUUACUGUUACUUUGUCGUAGGAACUUCUCAAUUCCGAGCUGCCAAAGCAUUACAAUAUGCAGUGCCUUAGUGCUAUAUUAGAAGUACCUUUUAGCCUAUCAUGCCAAUCUUAUGUAGUCCAUUAAUUGGUUUACCUGAGGAAGAAAAAUCUCCUAGAGAGAAGCCUUUUGUCUGCUUUGUCUAAGACACCUUCUUAUAUAAGUCAGUCCCCAUUACUACAUAGUUGGAAUAUCUAUACCAAAAUGAAAUGUUAACAGCUCUAGAAUUUUCUGCAGAAAGUGAAUUGUAUGAAUAAUGCUGCCUUCUUAAAUUCUCAUGACCAAAUACUUAACUUUUGUGACUCUCUGCACUCUUGCAUGCAAGUGCCUUUGGUUUUGAAAUUCCAGCUUAGAAAAGUGCUGCCAUAAUAAUGACAAUUUGUAGAGACCAAAAAUAUUUAGAGAUCACCAUAAUGCCUUUGGUUUAUUG